UAUGCACUAUACCCAAUACUGAGCUAAAUCUCUCAAGGUAACUGAACCGUUUGGAACACUUCAUUGAGUUAAUAUAAUAUAAAUCACGGAAGACACUCUCACUUCAUUUUGCCUUGUGCAAUAGUGUAUAACCACACAAGCCAUAAUACCCUCUUUUGUUGGCCUAUAGUAAAAUGCUUUCCAUUCGAUGGAAUAGGGCGUAUGGUACAUACUAAUGCACCCUUCACUGUCAACGUGUAGAUAUACCAAGGAAGGGUAAGCGAGGAUAUAUAACAUUUUAAUGCACCUGGUGAUGAAGCCGUUGUAUAUUUCGGAGAUAUCAUUUAUAUAAACUACUUCACUGCCUGAUAAGUUAUUUAAAACAAUACCCGAUGCAGCGAUUAUUAUAUUCCAGCUCUUGUUGGCCAUUGAGCCGAUCGGAUAUAUUUGAAAUACUGGGGAAUACAACUCGUUGUUGAUAGACAUCGUCUUUUGAAAGUGGUUACUAUCUUUAUGGUGCAUACGACAAAGAUGAGGGGUAGAAUGUUUAAAAGGUUGUGGAUCGUAUCCGCCAUAUCCGUUUUUCUACUAGUUGCAUACUCUAGCAUCGUUCUAGUACCCGCGAAGGAGAAUCCUCUGGAAGUUGGCUGGCUGAAAGAUGUCCAUUGGACGCCGGGAACGCUGAAAGUGGGUAUCUACGACUUCUUGAUAAACCCGUCGGACGCCUGUAAGUUGGGAAGCAGGGAUAUGACAUUGCUACUCCUGGUCAAGUCAGCGCCCUCCAACAAACCCCGCAGGGAUGUUAUUCGAGAGACCUAUGUAAGUGGUAUCAAGGAAUUGAACUUACCCGCUAGGGUGCUCUUUGUCAUGGGAAACCUCGAGGACAGCAUGGAGCGAGAAAGCAUCAGGGAAGAAGCUGAUCUGCACGGGGAUAUCCUCCAGGCUGACUUCAAAGACCACUACUAUAACCUGACCAUCAAGCUCAUCACGGGUUUCAAGUGGGUGGCCAAUUUCUGCAGGAACACCGAGUUUGUGAUGUCCAUUGAUGACGAUGUGAUGCUGGACAUCGUGACCCUUGUUCAGGACCUAGAGGGGUUACCUUCCUGGAACCGUACCAACCUCUGCCUCGGUGAGCCUAACGUGGGCAAGCCGAUCAGGAACGAGGACAGCAAAUGGUACUGUCCGAAGGAGCUAUACCCAGAGGAUACCUAUCCUCUGUCACCAUUUGGCGCGGGUUACGUACUGUCCCAGGACUCCGUACAGAAACUCUACGUCGCAUCUAAAGUAGUGUUACCCAAAGUGCCUUUUGAUGACGUCUACUGUGGCAUGCUCCUAGAUGCGACGGGGAUCGCCAUCGCCGACAGAGUCAAACUAUACGCUAAACUGCAUCCAGAUCGUAAACCGAAAGACUAUCUAAAGAGUCAGUUGUCUGUGCAUCAAAUGACAAAAGCCUGGGAUAAUUGGGAGGACUUCAAGGACGUCAGUGAAAGGGAAAAUCACAGAACUAAACGUGCAAAAUUAUUCAUUUUUCCAUUUUUAUUAGUAUUGCUAUUAUGUAUGUUUUUCAUUUGUACGAUUGUGCAUUGCUGACCUCGGAUAUUUGAAUUUUCUGAUUCAAAAUUUAAUAAUAGCAUUAAUUUCAAUAACUAUAUCAGAUCAUCAUUGAUGUAAUAAUGGGGGUAUACACAAGCAUAUUGUUUUAUAUCUCAGCAUCCAAGUUAAUCCAAGUAAAUAACAAAUGUAUGAACGAAAAGCGAAAUAUUUAGGUUUUCUUCAAUCAGAUUUACAGAAGAACAUCAUCAACUCACUCAACUUCCUAUUUCAUAUUCAUGUUGAAAGUUUCACCGAAACUAUAUAUAAGCAAAAUCUUAUUGGGUUUUUUUUAAGUUUAUACUCUUUAUGAAUGCUCUGUGCUUGUAUUUAUAUAUUCGAAGUAGUGUGUAAUUUCGAAACAAACCUCUUAAAGGAAACCCCAAAACCAAGAAGAGAAGCAAUCUUAUUGGAAAGAGUAACGAGAGGAACAAUUUAAAACACGUCUAAUCAAAAUCGUGAAAUAAACAAGUUAUGGACGUUCAAAAGGUCUUGUUGUACUUUCUAUGGGGAUUCUCAAAUUGGCAAACAUGCUUCAAAAUGGCUGGUUUGUGGACAACUCUCCAUUCGUGGUGUACACAUUUUUUUAUGAAUUUUCCCAUAUUCUUUCAAAUUGCAUAUUGGGAAAAUAUAAUACACACCACAUAUAUCAAGGUCAGGAGGAAAUGAUGUGAAAUAUUUAAAAUAAAAGGGAAAAACUCAAAAAAAUCUCAUAAAACAAAUGGAGAGUUGUCCACAAAAUCAGCCAUUUUGAAGCAUGUUUGCCAAUUUGAGGAUUCCCAUAGAAGGUACAACAAGACUUUUUAAACUUCCAUAACCGAUUUUGACGAAACUUGUUUUAUAUUGUUCCUCUUGUUUUACUCUUUCCUAUGAGAUUGCUUUUCUUCUCGGGUUUUUGGUUUUCUUGAACUUUAAUAAACAAUGUACUAGUUAGCCGUCGACAUUGAGAUUUGAAAUAGGAACAAGACGGUAGCUCUUUUUUCCCCAGAAGAAGCUUUUCCUAGAUGUUUGAAGGAGGAACAUGGUCGUCUGUACAGAAGAGUUGGGCAUUCUUUGUGAUUAAAAACACCCUGGCAGCAAAAAGUUGAUUUGAAAAAAAGAGAAAAAUGCAACUAGCAUAACACCGACAAAAAGUUAU
Lytechinus variegatus (green sea urchin) is the source of this 2707-nucleotide messenger RNA. RefSeq names its product lactosylceramide 1,3-N-acetyl-beta-D-glucosaminyltransferase A-like. The coding region runs from base 493 to 1569 and encodes 358 amino acids. Gene Ontology annotation, cellular component: membrane. The record is from RefSeq and is a predicted model, not a curated record. Gene Ontology annotation, molecular function: hexosyltransferase activity. NCBI's taxonomy places the organism in Eukaryota, Metazoa, Echinodermata, Echinoidea, Temnopleuroida, Toxopneustidae. The transcript has a single exon.